Molecule: messenger RNA, 1572 nt
Organism: Trifolium pratense (red clover)
Lineage: Eukaryota; Viridiplantae; Streptophyta; Magnoliopsida; Fabales; Fabaceae
Product: cyclin-C1-2-like
Exons: 10
Coding region: 301-1050 (249 amino acids)
Biological process (GO): positive regulation of transcription by RNA polymerase II
Cellular component (GO): nucleus; mediator complex
Molecular function (GO): cyclin-dependent protein serine/threonine kinase regulator activity
Source: RefSeq, a predicted model, not a curated record
GCUCUUACUACCGGUUCUUAACUUUGUCUAAUUAUUCUCAAUUUAGUUUUUUUUUUUUUUAUUUUUUUUUAUUUUUUAUUUUUAUAUAUAUAUAAGAUCUCAAUUUAGUCUCUAAUAUAUUUUUUAAACACUUAUAUGAACUUGUCAAAAAAAAAAAAAAAACUUAUAUGAAUAAAAUUCAAUAAUAUCAUAAUUUAUUUUAAAAAAUAUUUAUAGAACAAUAGAUUUCCCAGAAACACGAACUAGUUCUUCUGUUUCGUUCUCUCUUGAUUUGUUUCUCUGAUCUCUGAAGAAUUCAUCAUGGCUGCAAAUUUCUGGGCAUCAUCACAUUAUAAGCAUCUUUUGGAUCAAGAAGAAGUGGAUAUGGUGAAUCCACUUGACAAAGAAAAGGGUGUCACACUUGAGGAUUUUAAGCUUAUCAAGAUGCAUAUGUCCAAUUAUAUUUUGAAAUUGGCUCAACAAGUAAAAGUGAGGCAGAGGGUUGUUGCUACUGCAGUUACAUACAUGAGGCGUGUUUACUCAAGGAAGAGUAUGACAGAAUAUGAUCCACGCCUUGUAGCUCCAGCCUGCUUGUACCUUGCAUCAAAAGCAGAAGAAAGCACAGUGCAAGCUAGGCUACUUGUAUUUUACAUUAAGAAAUUAUACGCUGAUGAUAAGUAUAGGUAUGAAAUCAAGGACAUACUUGAAAUGGAGAUGAAGAUUUUAGAAGCAUUGAACUAUUACUUGGUUGUUUUCCACCCCUACCGUUCCCUCUCCGGGUUGCUUCAGGAUGCAGGUCUGAAUGAUCUAAGCAUGACUCAACUAACUUGGGGGCUUGUCAAUGACACAUACAAGAUGGACCUAAUGCUUGUACAUCCACCACAUCAGAUUGCUUUAGCUUGCAUAUACAUUGCUAGUGUACUCAGGGAGAAAGACACCACUGUCUGGUAUGAAGAACUUCGUGUUGAUAUGAAUGUGAUUAAAAACAUAUCAAUGGAGAUACUUGAUUUUUAUGAAAACAACAGAAUGUUCACCGAUGAGAGAAUCAAUGCUGCUCUCCAGAAGCUAUGAUCUUGAGCCCGUAAAAGUGUGGAUGUUUAAUAUGUGGAACUGGAAUGAAGUUAUUUAACACAGUAGCUGAUCUGAAAGAAGAAAAAAUAAUUAUAUGUUCACUGGUAUGUUAUACAUUAAAACGCUUUGUAAUCGUUACCAAUAGCAUGUACACAUAAUAUUGGCUAUUGAGGUCAGCCAAGUGUAUUAUUAAGAGGCAAAUGAAUGAAGAAAAAAGAAAGAAGUGAUUCUUGAUGAGGAAAACAAGGUCUAGUUAAAUUGUUUAUCUAGUUAGAAGCUCAUUUGUAUAUCUGUUGGUCGAAAGUAGAAGCUUAUGGUCCUACUCGAGCGAGACGGUGAUCUAAUUGAUACUAGUCCGGAGAAAAAUAAGAGAAAACAAACAUGAGUGCCUCAAAAUUCAACUUAUUAGUUUACUUUUUGUUGUUGAAUCACUAAUGAGAAUAUGGAGAUUAUGAGCUUUUACUUUCAAAGGAUGCUUUGGUUCUUUUUUAUUAUGAACAACUUUGAUUAUGAGCUUAUACC